CCCCGUUUAGUAACAAACCGGCGUACGCCAGUGUCGUGAAGGAGCAAGCCCCCACACGUUCUGAGCGGCCAAUCAGCGCUGUCAAAGCAAUGUAUGUGCUGUGUGGUGGCUGCUGCUACGAGCAAGGCUAGACAAGCAGUAUGGCGGAGGAAACCAGUGAAUGCGAUUUAAUAGCUCUGGAGUCCCAGUUACAGAGUUUAUUGGACCACUAUUCUAGUGAGGAGCUGCGUGGGGACAGUAAAGCCUUCUGUACCGACUUUUGCAAGUUGGUGGAGGAUUUCACUUCUCAUUGGCAAGUGCCACUGCCUCAGCUCAGGAUCCUCCAGAGAGCUCUCUGCUAUUUUGCCCAAGCUUCCACCUCCUUUCCAUCCAACUGUGAUCAUGUGCUGGACACACUUAGUAGUCUGGCUUUAAGUGCUUUUGAGUUGCUGCUUUUCUUCGACCAGAAAGACUUCUGUGAGGAGUCAUUGCAAAGUAUCACUGCUACAUUCCAGGAAAGUUGUCUGGGCCUUGCAAAGCAUCAGAAUGUUCACUUACUGCAGGUGGGGCAUCUGCUCAAAAGCGGUGGGCCAUGGGCCAACUCCAUCUUACAAGCAAUUCUCAGCGAGUCCAAUUUACCUCAGAAUGAAGUGGAUGAGUACAUCAGCUCGGAGCUGGCAGUGUUCUUUGAGCUUCGUGUGCGCUACCUUUUGUCCUGUAAAAAAGAGGCUGAGGCAAUGUCCUUGGCUAAAUGUUGUGCCCACCAUCCCAUAGCAGGGCAGCAUCCAAUCUUCCUCCAGGUCUACCUCACGUGGCUUUACAAAAGUUCACAGCAUGAACGACUGCACACAGAGGUGGGUGAUGUGAAUGGAAAAGAUGCAGUCCACAUCCUCUGUAGUCUAGAGCUGGAGGAGGACAACAACUUACUGCUUGGUCUUGGCAGAGCUUUUCUUGCACAACAGCUCCGUAGGGGAGACAUGUACUACUUGACUGAUCUUGUCUCCAUUUGGAGCAAUCUUCACAGUCGGUUGAAAACAUCCAAGCAAGCUCUACUUGAAGAGAGUCGACAUCUGAUGAGUUUUACCACCAACAUCAACUCAAUCUUUCCGUUCAUCAGAGCCAUUUUGCAAGAACUGGGUGAAGAUGGUAAACAGUUCUGCGUGGAGCUUUGUGCUAACGCCCUGGGGUCCCACCUUCCCUGUGAUGUCAUCACUAAGUCCCUCAUCUACAAAACCAUUGCUGGCCUGCUUCCAAAUGACCUGGAGAUUUGCCGGUUGUGUGCCCUUCUUGUUUUUUUCUUGGAACGCACUGUAGAAGCCUACAAGUUGGUGUACAUUUUGUACAUGCAUCCAGAUCAAGAGUACCAGGUGGAAUGCAGUCCAAUUGGAAAUAAUGUUCGCUGUGAAACAUUGAGGAUCUUAAAGAAAGACCUCUACUUUGACCCAGAGUUUUGGAACCUCAUUGCCUUGCGAACUAGCUGUCUGGAGUUGCUGAGUGAGAAGGUGGUGAGUGCUGCCCUUGAAGAAGUCAUGGAGGACAAAUGGAUCUCAAACUACUGCACCAAAGAGUCUUCUUGUCAAAAAGCAAAGACAGGUCACUGUAAGGCAGCAACCAAGAAGAGACAGCUCAAAGAGGACAGCUGUCUUAAAGAAAACACUGACUCUGUAUCCAAAAGACUAAGGAUGGGCUCAUACAGAAAAAGGGUAAAUGUUGAUAACACUGUAAAAAGGAAUAGAACUCCAGGGUCACAGUCCUUAAAGGAAGUAUCAUCUGAACCUCUAAGACGUUCAUUUUGGCAGCUAGAGAGAAUUCAGGAUAGUGUCAGCCUAAGGUAUGGAGAACUCAGGCGUGUAACAAGACUUUUUGCAAAGAACCCACCAAAAAGAAGAAUUAGAACACCUAGGUGGCUUUUGGAAGACUCGGGAUCUGUCGUAGAGAAGAGGUCUCGUAAAUUAACAAAGCAGUGGUUGAAACUUCAGAAAAAUCAUCAAUCUUCUGUUGAACAGAGCCCUCAAUCAGUUCAGGAAAAGAACACAGGAAACCAUAAAGCGACAACAAGCUUUAAGGACAUACAACACAAUGACCAAAGUGGACUUUCUGUAGAUGCGCUUGAACAACAUCCUAUGCCUCAAGUAAUUCUUGAGCUCUCUUUACCAGACAAUGAAUUGUAUGGAACAUUUAAUGAAGACUGUUGUAACAGGGAGAAAGGAAUACCCCAAGUUCUUCUCUACAAACCUACAGUAAAGCUUCCCGCAACGUCAUCACCUUUGAAAAAUGCACACGGCAAAGAGGUUAUUCUUAGAGCCCGGGAUGAAUCAAUGUUGGUACAACAGUUGCACUGUUACGCUCGCAGACAGAAAGGAAAAGGUAACGGCUCAAUUGUCCACAGCUCAGUUUCAACCAUCACACGCUCUUCUGCGCAGGCAAGUCCUCCUAAAAAUUCAAGACAUAGGCAUGAAAAGUCCAGGAUGAAAAGAAGAACUUCUUUACGAAGGACAACAGUCGGAAGACAACUCUUUGAAAAAUCUGUUGUGGAACCAGUGGGGUUCAAGAAGGUCCUCCACCGUUCUCGUAAAAGAAAGUUGCCUUCAGCAAAAGAGGUUCAUGAAAAGUCUGCUGUUGAAGAGAAAGCCAGCCACAAUCUCCCAGUCUUGGAUACAAUCCAGGAUCAAAGUGUAGCUUCAGGACGAGACCUCUGUGAGGUGCCUGCUCUGGAGAUGAAAGUCACUAUUGCAUCUGAAACUGCUGCAUCCAAAAUGGCACAAUCCUCACAUUUAGAAAAGGUCUGUAAAGUUCAGUGUGAAGAGGGCCUUUCAGAAGCUCCUACUACAGCAAAGCUGGGUAGUGAUAAAAUCUCUUUGAAUUCCCAAGCAGCCUCCCAGUCUCAAGAUGUUUUUAAAAAUGAGGAACAAAAGCACAAGUCACUUUCUUCACAGGCUGAUCCAGACAAAAUCUCUACUGCAAACAGCUAUGCUGCUUCUAUGGGUAAAAAGGUCACUCAGAGUAAAAUAUCAGAAACUGAUGAUAUUUAUUUGUCAUCAGACCGAAACAAUAUAAACAACAUCUCUUCUCUGACAUUAGUAACAGAAGUGGUAACUAAAAUUGAACCUGAAGCACUUGGUCGAGAUCUAGAAAAUGAGAAAGUGCUAACACAUGAGAAAGUUGUAGACGUGCAACUAAAUCAAGUAAAAGGGCAAACAUGUUCUGAGGAUAGUGGUGAGGAAACUGAACCUGAAACUGAAGAAUCUAAGUUGGAAUACUGCUGUACCUUCUGUCACAAGGACUUUAAAGGACGUCAUGUUGUCGCACAUGCAAUGUUCCAUUACAGAAAAGACGAGUGUAUGUUCUGUGGGGUGAUAUUCAGAGAUGAUCUUUUGGCCAUGAUGCAUCUGUCUGAUCAUAUAGAGAAGCUCAAGAAGAUCAAAGCCCAGGAAAAUUGUGUGUUAGAGAAAAUAAACACCUGCCCAUCUAACACCUCCUCCAAAGAUGUCAACUCAGAUAAGCCGUUGGCACGACGAAGUCGUGGAAGGCCGAGGAAAUCUACUGUAUAUCCUCAACAGUCCUUUCAGGACUCAACCCCCUCUGAAUCCAGAUGCUUAAGAUCAAAUAUAAAUGUGGUUCCUGUUCAGAAACAGAACACGUCAAGGCAACAUACUGUUCACAAGGCAAAUGGUCAUCUACGCAAAAAGGAAGUGCACAGGCAUCUGAGUGAAUUGAGAGAGACUGAUGGAAAGAGAAAUGACCGUAAACAUCAUCAGCCAAAUUCCACUGCAUCUUUGGAAGAGAUCAACUCUCCUCAGAAUCUGAAGGCAGCUUCAAAACAAAAUGAAAAAGAUGUUGAGGGGAAACGAGCCAAACCUCAGGAGACGCUUUACUGCCCGGUGAACGGUUGCACUUGGUCUACAGACCUGAUGAAAAAUCGUGUGGCACUCUUGUACCAUGCUCUGGAGGAUCACCAUGGAGAGGCCAAACCUUUAGAGCUGGCGUUUCGUGUUGGUAACAGUAGGUGUGCUAUUUGCAUGAGGGUCUUGUGGAGCUUUGAACACUUUCUACACCAUGUUGAAAGUCACAGAACAGUUCCACGGUACCCUUGCCUUCACAAGGGCUGCACAGCCAGAUUCAAAACAGGAAUGGAGAUGAGACGCCACGCAAGAAGGCACAGCCCUCUGCAGGCAGUAUGCUGCCACCCUGCUUGUUCCAAACUAUUUAUCUGUCUGUGGGCGCUGAACCUCCACGAAAGAGAGCACUACGCCUCAAAACACGCCAGAGUGAAAAAGAGCACACCUGAGCAAAAAGAUGAUAAACAAAGUAAAGCAACAAACGGGAAGAAACAAGAGGAUCACAAGAUGCGAGACACUGCUGCUCCUACGGCUGCUGACAAUUUGAGUUUGAAGGUUAAGCGUAAACUAAGAAGUCGUGCCAUCAACACCUCAUCCCGAAUAAAAGCUAAGGCUCUGUCCAGCAUCAGAAAAUGUGUGGUGAAACGAGAAAUGGACAACAGAAAGGAAUCCUAUGAUUCUGAUUUUUUACGGCGUGCUUAUUCUAAUCAGAGACGGGCAUUGAGAAACAAAAAUCCAAGGAAAGUCAUCUCCUCAUCAUUGCGGAAACAUAAACGAAGAUCCAAGAUGAGGACAGAUCUGGUUAAGGUUAGUUCAGCAUUACAUCGGGGAAGAAGGCGAACUCCAAAGGCAAAACAUCAACAGGUGGUACAGGAUGCCAACACUUCAACCUGUCAGAAACCUAGUACUAGUGAAGUCCCAGAUAUCUGCCAAAAUGAUCUUAAACUUUUGACCCAGGCAACAAAGACAGUCCAGCAAGACAACAAUGCUAUGGAGAGACCAGGUGAUGAAUUACCAAGUAAAAACACAGCAAACAAGCAGAUUGAGGAGAAUCAAAAGAAGGAUUUGCUCAAAAAUCUUGCAGCUCUUGUGGCAUCCAAAAGUUUAAACCGACCAAUCAAAAUGUCCACGGCAGAGAAGACUUUGAGGUUAAACACCUUAAACCCUGAGAAAGUAAAGCGGAGCCCAAGUCCUCACGAAAACGCUGGUGAAGUGGAGAUGAGCACAAGUCCUGAUGCUAUUUCACACACGAAGGCUACAGACAGCAUAUUCGACUCAGAUAGAGUUGGGGAAUUACCUGAGACUGCUUUGGAAAGGCCACCCGAGGAUACACCUGCUCUCCCACAGGUUGAAGUGUUAGCAGUGGCCGAAGGACCUGCUAACAUGAAAGUAGAAAGGGAAGAGAACACUUCACAAAAUCUAUCAAGCCAGUCUCUGUCUGUUGUUUCUGUAAAUUGUUUCUACAAGAUGCCGCCUUGUGUGUCAGACAAGAAAUUAAAAAGGUUAUCCAAAAAUAAAAAAUUCAAGAAAUCAAAACCCAAGAAAAAAGAAAGAUCACAAGAGAAGAACAGUAAUCCUUUAGUCUCCAGCCGAGGGAAAAGGAAGCAAAAUGCUAUUGACAAGAAGAGGGUAAGGAAAAACCACUGCCAACGACCAGACAAAAGGGUUCAGUCAGAACGUGUAGAACAGAAACGAGAGGGAGUCACAGAAGAAGUAUCAUCAUCAGUAGUGGUUCCAAACAACCUUAGUGAAAAUGAAAAGGGAAAGCAUGUGGUUGUUCACAAAGAGGCUGUCAGCUCUGAUUGCUCCAUAGCUGCCGAUCCCAACAUCUUAGCUGACGGUAAGGAUUCUUCACCAGCUGAUGAAGCAAAACCUAAGGAAGAAACAACAGAUCCUGAAUCAACAAAGUCUAAAGAGCUAAAGGUAUCUAAUCCAACCAAGACAAAGAAGAAACAUAUGAGAACUUCCUCAGAGGGUGUUAAGAAGAAUGUAAGGAAGAAAAAACGUGACCACCACCAGUCAGAUUCUGAGCAACAUCCAAGAUCGGAAUCUAACGUCAAGGUGGAGACUGCGCAGAAAACUUUAGGUGGACAACACAGAGGCUCCAGGGAGAGGAAGUCCAAAGCUGAAUCCCUGAAAUCUUCCGUGUGCAUCGAAGCUCUUGCUGUUUACAGCAAGAUGCCACACCUGCGGCCUCCCCCCACCGUUUACCUGCAUGAGAGUUUCAUUUCCAUGCCCAAGCGGAGAAAGGAGGGGCCCCUCCUUCAAUCGCCUCCCAGUGAGUCUCUGCCCCCUCCUGGAGAGACCAGUGUCCCUACAGCGCAGCAGAGGCAGCGGUGCAAAAACUGUUUUGCUUCUUUUAACAGCACAGAGGAUCUGCAGCAUCACCUGCAGCUGCAGAAGUGCACCAACCUCUUUGGGUUUGACUCUGAUGAUGAGGGCAACAGCUAAGAAGGUCUUGUUUUCUUGCGUUCCUGUGGAUCUUUAUGGAGCUCCUGGAUGCACCAUACCUCAAAGUCCUCUGAAUUAUGACCUAAUAGAUUCUUUUAUGAGACAGCAGGAUGUUGAUAGGAAGAAAAUGGCAGCAAGUGUCCAAUUACAAAGCCAGUAAGUGGACAUGGACAGAAAAGCCAAUUUUAUAAAUACAUUUAAAAAAAGAACUGAACUGAGUCAUAGUUAGACUGAAGAACUGAAUGAAGUGCCUGCUCUGAAACCGAUGUGCUGUUUUCAGCAGCUUGGACCUGGUGUGUGGAGAUUUAAGCAUCGCAGCUGUGACAAGAACAGCAAAGAAAACAGAAGCUUAAUGACAAGAAAGCUGCUAGUGCUGUCGCUAAGACACAUUCUCCACACCAGUAAGCCAUAAAUCACAUUUUGCUUUUUGCACUCUCCAUAUUAAUUAAAAUGAUAUGCUUAACAUCAUUUUCUCUGAUUAUUCUUUAAAGUUAAAUGAAAAAUGAAAAAAUGAAAAUGAAAAAUUAUUGAUUAAAGAGCUAAAAUUAUAACUUGUGAUUCACUGUUUGAACCUUGUUUUGAAUGUUUUAUGUAUAAAUUCUGAAAUGCUAACGUUAUUUCUUCCAUCAUUAGCGACCACUAGGGGUCAAUGUGCACCAAUCUGUAGCCUCAGCGCAUUUAGCUUUUUUUGGUCUUUAUUUGCUACAGACGUGUACAGGCAGCUUUCCUGCUGCAGUUAUUGCUGUAAAAGAUUCAGAAAUGCUUCAAUUGACAUUUGUUAAAUAGUUACAGUUUUAUUUAGCAAUAACAUCUGCAAUGUUCCCACUCAGACCUUUGCAUCUUUCAAAAUUCCUGUCUUGUUUUUAAGCAUCACUGGAGGAGCCUAUCUUUUAUCUAAUGUGAUUAAUUCUCACUUAAAAAAAUUUUUUUUUUAACUUCAGUGUUAUCAUUAUCUUUCAUAGACCAUGAGACAUUGUGAAUUCUCUUUGAAGGUAAAUGUUCAGAGAAGAAGGGGGAAGUGACAGUGAAACUAUGAGCAUCAGCAGCAGGUUAUAUUUAUUUAUGUUUUAUUUUCUAUCUUUUGUAAAUACUUGAAGAGUUUCACUGAGUUAUUCUAUGAAUUGAUGGGAGGGAGGGUCUGUUGUUGUUGCCUCUGGGUUUAUAUUUUGUUCCUGAAGAUGAAAAUAAAACCUAUUUCCAAACUUA
This is a messenger RNA of Cynoglossus semilaevis (tongue sole), 7475 nucleotides long. RefSeq lists its product as uncharacterized. The record is from RefSeq and is a predicted model, not a curated record. Gene Ontology annotation, biological process: regulation of transcription by RNA polymerase II. The coding region runs from base 141 to 6269 and encodes 2042 amino acids. Gene Ontology annotation, molecular function: DNA binding; DNA-binding transcription factor activity, RNA polymerase II-specific. The transcript has 10 exons. Gene Ontology annotation, cellular component: nucleus. Lineage: Eukaryota; Metazoa; Chordata; Actinopteri; Pleuronectiformes; Cynoglossidae.